AUGGAGAAAAUCUCAGAUAAGAUUGCCUCUCUCCCAGAAGAUGCAAACUAUUUUUCUUUGGAGUUCUUCCCUCCAAAGACGCAGAUGGGCUCAUCGAAUCUCCAAGCCCGAUUAGAACGAAUGUCCCAAGCCCUUCGACCACUUUUUGUGACCGUGACGUGGGGAGCUGGCGGUAGCACUGCUCGCAAGUCCCUCGAACUCGCCGAAAUAUGCCAAAGACAACUUGGUUUAACCACAUGCCUACAUCUGACUUGCACCAAUAUGAACAGAGCACUGAUAGAUGAUGCACUGGAUGAAGCAAAGGCAUUGGGUAUUAGAAAUAUAUUAGCACUACGAGGAGACCCGCCGAGGAGUGACGAAUAUGACCUCGAUGGGGAGGACGAUAGCAAUAAGGAGUUCAUAUACGCGAUAGAUCUGGUUCGAUAUAUCCGUCAGAAACAUGGGGACUAUUUCUGCCUCGGUGUGGCAGCGUACCCAGAGGGUCAUUCUGAUGAAUCCCAUCCUGAUUUACAGGAUCCCCUCAGAGACUUACCGUACCUGAUUGACAAAACUAAGGCAGGCGCUGAUUUUAUUAUGACUCAAUUAACAUACGAUCUAGAGGCGUACAGGAAGUUUGAAGAUAUGCUGCGCAACCAUGAGUCUGGGGUAUUCAAAACCAUUCCGAUUAUUCCUGGCUUGAUGCCAAUUCAAAGCUAUCAAAGACUAACCAGGAUAACAAAACUCAGCCAUGCACAUGUGCCACCGGAGAUUUUAUCCCGGGUUAAAGAAUGCAAAAUGGACGAUGACGCUGUGAAGAGAGUUGGCGUUGAUGUUCUGAGUGAGUUGGUCGAAGGCAUUAAGACAUUGCCGUGCCCAGGCCGCCGCGGGUUCCAUUUUUAUACAUUGAACCUGGAGAAAUCUGUUUCGUUUAUUUUGGAAAGAUGCCACUUGAUCCCACCUUCUUCUGAACCUCCUAGUGAUUCGGAACUGGAAACAGCUGUUUAUGCUUCCAGGAAACUACAAAAUGGCAUCACCACUGCAUCUUCGAAAGCUGCACUUUUGUCCCGACACCGCGCUUCAUCUAUGAAUUCGCAGCCUUAUAAUCGUGUGAUUGUUGACCGCACAGAUAUGUCUUCUCAAAGUUCCACGACACAUGAAACCUCCGCGCUUGGUGCCGGUAUGCCAGCUCUUCAUCCACCUUCUCGCAAUACGGCCCUGAAGAUCUCCGAGGGUCAGGGAGCUUUGGGUCGUGAAGCUACAUGGGAUGACUUUCCAAAUGGUCGAUGGGGUGAUGCUCGCUCACCUGCCUUUGGCGAGAUCGAUGGAUACGGCCCAUCUUUACGCGUAACAGCAAGUGUUGCCCGGCGUCUAUGGGGAUUCCCUACUUCUUGCGAAGAUAUCACAGACAUUUUCCGAAAGCAUGUUUCCGGUGAUCUCCAUGCGGUCCCUUGGUCGGAGGGAGGAGCCGCAGAGGAAGCGGACAGCUUCAACCCGGAAACGGCCACGAUCCGUCCUCAAUUGCUCAAACUGGUCGAAAAACGGGGCUGGUGGACGCUCGCAUCCCAACCUGCAGUCAAUGGAGUUCGUAGUGACCAUCAGACAUUCGGAUGGGGCCCUCCUGGCGAAGGAUUCGUCUUUCAGAAAGCUUUUAUUGAGUUCUUCUGUUCUACAAGUGAUUACAAUUCAAUCGUGACACCAUUACUUCAAGCCUAUGGCCAUGAUGAAUUUGCCUGGUUUGCCACCAACGCGGCGGGGGAUUACGAAUCAUCUACAUCUCCUGAAACCCCUGUUGCUACUGGUCCUGUUGACACUACUAUCGAUGAUGCGUCUACUACAGGGAACGGCAGCGUUAGUGCUGUUACAUGGGGUGUGUUCCGUGGAAAGGAGAUUAUUACACCCACAAUCAUCGAGGAAGUCAGUUUCCGGGCAUGGGGAGAAGAAGCAUUCCGGAUCUGGGAAGAAUGGAGGCGAAUAUUCGCUCGAGGUAGCCCAACAGAAAAGCUACUUAACCAAACAAAAAAUGAUGUAUGGCUAGUGUGUGUAGUUGGGCAACGAUUUGGAGCUGGGGUUGAGUCUGACAGUGCUGCUGAUGAGGAAGGGAAUCUUCUCUGGAACGUUUUAGCGGGUGAUAAUGUUCCCUGA
Messenger RNA from Ophidiomyces ophidiicola, 2121 nucleotides. RefSeq names its product methylenetetrahydrofolate reductase 1 (gene MET12). Gene Ontology annotation, molecular function: FAD binding; methylenetetrahydrofolate reductase [NAD(P)H] activity. The record is from RefSeq and is a predicted model, not a curated record. Gene Ontology annotation, cellular component: cytosol. The transcript is spliced from 2 exons. NCBI's taxonomy places the organism in Eukaryota, Fungi, Ascomycota, Eurotiomycetes, Onygenales, Onygenaceae. Bases 1 to 2121 code for a protein of 706 amino acids. Gene Ontology annotation, biological process: tetrahydrofolate interconversion.